Messenger RNA from Drosophila busckii, 1848 nucleotides. RefSeq names its product unconventional myosin-Vc (gene CCDC151). Gene Ontology annotation, cellular component: cilium. The transcript is spliced from 6 exons. Bases 1 to 1848 code for a protein of 615 amino acids. Gene Ontology annotation, biological process: outer dynein arm assembly; cilium movement. The record is from RefSeq and is a predicted model, not a curated record. NCBI's taxonomy places the organism in Eukaryota, Metazoa, Arthropoda, Insecta, Diptera, Drosophilidae.
AUGGAUUCGGACAAGUUGGGCGAAUUGAAUAGACAAAUAAAUGAGAUUAAGAAGCGCAUACUGCUCGCAGAGGGCCAAAAGACCGCCAAUGCGGCAGACUGGCAAAAGCAAAAUCGCAUUAAUUGCGAUACCAUUGCGUCGCUUAAAAAGGACAUCAAGGAGCUGACUGUGAAGGUCAGUCGUCUGCGCAAUCCGCUGCAACGUCCGGUGGUCAUCAAGGAGCCCAGCGCUGAGCCGCGCAAGAAGUCCGCUGCCACGCCCAGCAUAGUUGUGGGCAAGGUGACAUAUCCCAUAGGCGCCAAGAAUGCCGAGGAUGCGCUCUUUCUGACUGAUCUCAAGAUAACCGAAAGCCGGAAGCAUGUAGAUCUGCUGAAGCAUCGUUUCAAGUCGCGUCAGCAGCAUCUCAGCCGUCUCAUGGAGAAAUAUCGUGGGCUUAUGAACAGCAAGGAGGCGCGAAAUCAAAAUCUGGGCGAAAAGCCGCCUGAGACCUUGGAAGAGGAUGCCAAUCGUAAGUUGGUUUGCCAGCUGGAGAACGAGAUACACCGCACCAAUGUGCAGUGGAUGGAGGCGGAGCAUGUGCGUAAGAAAUAUCGCUCCAUAGAGGCAUCGCUUAUGAACGACGCGGAGCGUUUUGAGCGCAGUCUGCGCGAGCUGGAGAAAUCGCUGAGCGAGCAAAAGUCGGAGAUAGAACGCUUGCAGGAGGUGAACAAUGAGGCCAUUGAGAUGCGGGAUGCCGCCAAGGUCAUACUACAGCGCCAGGAGCAGCAGGCGAAUCUGUCGCAGAAGACACGCGAGCGACAGGCACUGGACUUUCGCAAACAGGUGGAGGCGCGUAAGCUGGAGCUGGAACGCAUUGGUCGCAAGCUGUUUGCCGAGACAAAGACGCUGGUGCAUCAGGACAGCGUGGGCUCCAGCUCGGGUGAGCAGCAUACGGCCAAGACUGAGAACGGUGAGGAGGAGCCUGCCUCGCAGUUGGAGAGCGUGACUAGCGACAUGGAGACGCUAUUUAAGCAGCUUAUGGAAGCCUCUGGCGCCACCUCGCCCUUUGAGGUAUUCGAGCGCUUUAGCGCGCAAAAGGAAUCGGCAGCCAGGCUCACCUAUCUGCGCAAGGCCGCGGAGGCAGAGAAGGCAAAUCUGGAGGCUGAGCGCGAGGCGCUCUCCAAUGAGCUGGAGGCGUCCAAGUUCUCAGAUGUCAAGGAGAGUGAAGUCAACCAAGAGGUCAUUGAGGAGAUCAAAAAUAGCAUUGCCGCCAAGGAGGAGGAGCGCAAAAAGGACACAGAUGCGGCCGACAAGUCGAUGGGCGUGCUGAAAUAUCUGAAGGAGCGAAUUUGCGAAAUGAUAUUCAAGGUGCAAGAGGUGGACGAAAGCAAUCUGGACAUACGUGAGCUUAAGCUGCAUGUAACUGUUGCCGAGCUGCCCAACUUCCUUACGCACAAGGCGCAGGACGAGGAGCUGAUUGAGAUACUUAAGCUGAAAAUCAAACGUUGCCAAGAGCUGAGCAAAGACGAAGAUGUGCCGCCACUCGACAUACCCAAGCUGGAGCUGGAGGACGAGGACGAGGAGGACCUCUAUCAGCUGGAGCAGCCACCCAAGUCGCCCAGCGUGCUCGAUGGCGAGAAGCCACAGCCUAUGCCGCUGUGCUAUUACAAUCUAUUUGCCGGACGUGCGCAGCGGGCGGCAGGCACUUCGUCAUCUUCGCCGGAGCAGGCACCGCCAGCGGUGGCCACGGCUGAUGACGACAACGAGGUGCCUUCACGCAACUUUCUCAAGCGACAAUCCGUGCUUAUUGUGGAUUCCAAGUCCCGACGCAAGCCUUUUCGACCGCCACCUGGCGGCCGACGUAAAUAA